Molecule: messenger RNA, 1909 nt
Organism: Cajanus cajan (pigeon pea)
Lineage: Eukaryota; Viridiplantae; Streptophyta; Magnoliopsida; Fabales; Fabaceae
Product: initiator tRNA phosphoribosyl transferase family protein
Biological process (GO): charged-tRNA amino acid modification
Cellular component (GO): cytoplasm
Molecular function (GO): tRNA adenosine(64)-2'-O-ribosylphosphate transferase activity
Source: RefSeq, a predicted model, not a curated record
CAAUGGGUGAUGAUUUCAUUUUUUCCUUUUUGCGAACAAGUGGAGACAAGACAAGAUUCGAUUGUGUUAGAGGAUCCAUAGGUGAGAGAAGUAGUUAUGGAUGCAGAGGAAGAAGGAGCAAAGCAAAGCAUUUACAAGGCAGCGAGAAGCAUAAAGCGAAGAGACAACAGUUUGUAUAACGCACUGAGAUCGAUAUACGAGGACUCGAUCUUCGUCUCUGAAAUCUCAGAGCUAUGGCCGCAGCUCCCUCUCCUCGGCAACCUCCGCUGCGGCCUCUGGUACUCCCGCCGCUUCCACACCACCUGUUACUUCAAAUCCACCGACGGCCACACCAACAACUGCUCCUUCACCACCGCACGCCUCAACCUCCACGUCGCCCAACUCGCCGGGCAGAAGGGUGGCUGCAUCAUCGUUGAUUCCACUCGGAGAGGAAAGCGCUUCCCUGAUAGCAUGUCCAAAACUAUACCCAUCUGGACCUGUGUUUUCAAUCGUGCCAUUAGGGACUUUCGUGAUUCUAAUGGUUGUCAUGAAAGUGCUCUUGAUUGGGAUUGCUCCUUGCAUCUUUCCCUGUGGGUUUCCCAAACCGAAAGAGCUUCCAUUGAGGAGCGGUUAGAGGAAUGGACUCUGCUACUGAAAGCAAGUGGGGCUGAUAUUGCUUCCCUUGCUGCUUGCUUGAGGAAACCGUUGCGCCCUCUCUGGAUUUCACAGAAGACUGUCAUAUGGUUAAAUGAAGUACCUCACCAUGAAUCUUGGGACUUCACACCCAUCAUUCUUGUGUCGGCAUCUUCAUCAGUUGGCAUAAGCCAACACAGGACUACAUCUGAGUUCAGCUGGAAUUACAUACCAGGUGCUGGAGAUGACGAAGAAAGCUGGGCUAGGGGCUUAUCUCCUGGGCUUUUCUGGAAACAUGUAUAUGAUCUUAUAAACUCAGGUCCUGAUGUGUGUAACCAGAAGGUUGCGGAUAUGGUUGAAAAGAGUAGAGUAUCCCGUGCUUAUAGGGGAGAAAAUGUGCCACAGGUCACAGUUAAAUCCCUUAAGUCAGCCUCUCUUUCACAUGAAGAAUCAUCGGUGACUUAUGAUGCUUCAAAUGUUGUAAUUGACAACGAGUCUUCGGAAGAUUUUGGAAUAUCUUGGUUGGGUUCAACUAAUUUGGCAGUUGGCACGGCUCAAGCUGCUGCAGAUGCUACUGAUGUUGAUUGCAUAUUGAAUUGUGAUAAGGAGUCCAUCUCUGUCUGUCUUCCCAGUGAUGACUCAUAUUUGCAUCUUCCAAUGGUGACUUCAAAGUUUGAUCGAUUCUGUUUAUUAAAUAAUCUUCCUAAAGCGGUGAGCUUUGCAAAGUUCAAUCUCAGCCGGGGAAAAAGACUUCUAGUUUGUUGUAAUAAUGGGGAAGAUAUUAGUGUAUGUGUUUGUUUAGCAAUCUUGAUGUCAUUAUUUGAUGAAAAAGGUACGUUUGAUGAUGGAAAAUCCUUCAGUGCAACACAAGCCACUAAAUGGGAUAUGAAGCGAAGGCUUGUAUAUGUAUGCAAGUUUGCAACAGAUGCUCGACCAUCCAGAGGAAAUUUGAGGCAAGUUUUUAACUUCCUGAUUGGUGGAAAAUGCGACCAUCAUCUGGACACAGUAAGAGACGAGAAAUUGGAAUUGGAAUUGCAAGAACACGUUAAUGAAUAAAUACUUUGGUCAUUCCUUAAACUUUUCAAACUUUAUACCCUUGAUUUCUUUUUUUAUAAGUAUUUAUAAAGAAUUUAUCUGAACGUGAUCUAAAAAUGUAACUUUAGCUUUUAGGUUGAUGAGUUGAUGAACAAUGUAUUUGGGCAAUUGGGCUCAUUUAUUCUCUGUUGGUAUCCGAUUCUAUUCUUUAUUAGUUUUUUUGUGUUUGAGAUGUUCAAUAAAUUAGAUGCUUGUUAAACAA